Molecule: messenger RNA, 941 nt
Organism: Moneuplotes crassus
Lineage: Eukaryota; Ciliophora; Spirotrichea; Euplotida; Euplotidae
Source: the annotation of a GenBank genome assembly
UCCUUCCCCAAAAUAAAUAUUAAUGGAGAACACCAAGGACCCUCUCCCCUUCCUCUACAAACGUGGCAUCGUCUUCUGAAUCCUUCCCUACCUCGGCAGGUUCAAAAGCUGGAAAUCCAUUCUCAAAACCCACUGUAAAGAAUCUGCCAAAUUCUACGAUGAGAAUGAACCAGCUCUGAAGCGCCUACAUUCAGUCACGAAGUACACAGACUUUUACUCGAUGAUGGAUACUAUUGGGGCUGACUGAGGAGUUGUGAAGAGCAAGAAGUUUACUGAGAAUGGGUAUUUGAGGAUUUUUUGUGAGAAGAAUGGGUUUAAGAGGAUUUUGGAGAAGCUGGAGAAUGCCAGGUUUAGGGUAUAUGGAAGAUUGGAGAUGAAAGGGGUGGAUAAGGUGAAGCCUGAGGAGGUGAAGGGGUUUUUAGAGAAGUCUGAGCAUCAGAGAUUGGAUUUUCUGGCAAUGUGGUUUGAUGAGGCGUUUGUGGGUCCUUUUAUGGGUGGUAUGAAGUAUAUACUACCUGUAGUUCAUGAAGAGAUCUUCUUCCAUGCGAUGAAUUUUAGUUCAGAGGACUUACAGCAUAUCCUUAGUUUGAAUAAAUUUGUUAAAAGGAUGGUCUUUUCGAACUGAUUUUUUAAUCCAAAUUCUAUAUCUGACAAAUCUGAGACUGGAUAUACAAUUAAAUACAUCAGUGUUUUUGGAACUAUAAACUCAAAAGAUCGCUUAGAUGAAUUGUUUAAAGUCCUUAACAAGACAGAUAUCAAAGAUUCUCUUGAAGCUAUUCAUAUUUAUGCCACCCAUAACAGAACCUUAGAUCUGCAGGAAGAGUUAUAUCUCCAAGGCUACUCAGAUGUAAAAGUAAUUGAGGAUAAUUACAUUCCAGUUAACAAGACAAUGGUAAUGGAAAAAUAUAGCUAGCUGAAAUUUCAUAAUUUUAAUAAAAUGU